AUGGCUAGGUCUGCUCAUAAAUGUGGACAACCAUACUGCUUAUUUCCCGUGGAUGAAGGGAUGCAAUGUGAUGAGUGUAAUAAGUGGUUCCAUAAGAUGUGCACCCGAUUAAGCCCCAUUGCAUAUAAAAGGUGCUCAAAGCUCAACUCUCAUUGGCUUUGUAGUUUCUGUUGCUCGAGCAAAACAUUGCUUAUCCAGGAAGCAAUUUGUCUCCUGGUGCUGGCUAAUAAGAAGGUUGGUGUGGGCUAUACUGACAACAUUGGUACUGAUGGCGAAGAUUGCGUUAGUGUCGUGAGUGCUGUCACGGCGCAAGCCAGACAUCUAGCUGUGCAACCCGCUAUUAAACCGUCUACCCCGAAACAAUCAAUGAGUGACACCUCAUUAGAAAUUGGUGGCCAUGUUGCUACAGCAGUAACCGGUGACCCAGAUAAAACAAUUACUGUCCCGAGUGGAUCUAAUGUGGAUGCUACGACUGAUGGAAUAUGGAUGACACGGAAACGCAGAAGAUUAGGAAAGACAGCUAAAACUAAUGACCGUUUACAUGAUAAGUCCUUGGUGGACUCUCAGACCACUUCCUCUAACAUUGUUGUGAGUCACUCGCUCGACUCCCAGGACUCUGUUACAAUAAAAACUAAUCGUAAGAUACCAGUCAAAAUACCUGCAUAUUACAAAAGUAGUACGACUUGGUAA
Molecule: messenger RNA, 690 nt
Organism: Schistosoma intercalatum
Lineage: Eukaryota; Metazoa; Platyhelminthes; Trematoda; Strigeidida; Schistosomatidae
Source: the annotation of a GenBank genome assembly